AUGAUAGUGAAGCCCCUGGGAAGCGUCUGCGGCGGCGUCGUGGUCCUCCGUGGUGUUUGUUCCGUCGCAAGCGCCUCCAGUCGCUCGUCGAAUCUGCUUCGUGUGUGCCACUCCUCACCUCCGUCUGUGUCGAACUGGCCAUCUUGGCUCCGCCGUGUUCCGCCUCAUCUGCCUCCGGCGUCGUGCCUCCUCUAUAUCUGCUACCUCCGUCUCUGUCGUCCUCUUGUUGGUUCGCUCCUCUGCUGGAUCUGCUCUGUUCGUGCCGAAGCUCUGCUCGUGCGGUCACCUGUCCUCGCCGGUGGCCUGCGUCUUCGACGGUGGAACGGCCCCAACCCGUCGCUGAGUGCUGACUUUGGUUCUUCUUCUGACAUUCUGCAGUGUAGAGCACUCUUUAAAGUCUUCUGGUUCAGCCGUGCUUUGUUCCUCUGCUGCUGGUCUGCUCCGAUCGUCUCCUCUACUGAAGCUGAAAUAUUGAACCUUGAUUCUGCUGAUGUUGUGGUUGAAAAUAUUAGUGUUAUAUCUGUUUUUGGUUUUGAACCACAUUCGGUUUUGCCAAUUGGUGUUGUUGCGCUUGCCGACAACACAAGGUUUAUGCCUAUUCCAAAGAUAAAGGUUCUUGCUAGUAGUGCGGUAUUCUAUACACCAUUUUUGAGACACAUAUGGACAUGGUUGGGUCUUACACUAGCAACAAAGAAAAACUUCCUCUCCCUCUUGGAUAAUGGCUACAGUUGCAUUUUAAUACCUGGUGGAGUGCAAGAAACAUUUCUCGUGGAGCAUGGUACCGAGACUGCCUAUCUCAAGGCAAGAAAAGGAUUUAUCCGCAUAGCAAUGCAGAAGGGCCAACCCCUUGUUCCGAUUUUUUGUUUUGGACAGUCAGAUAUCUAUAAGUGGUGGAAACCUGGUGGGAAGUUAAUUCUGAAUUUUGCAAGGGCUAUCAAGUUCACCCCCAUAUACUUUUGGGGAAUUUUCGGAUCUCCAAUACCAUUCAAGCAUCCAAUGUAUAUUGUUGUGGGUAGACCGAUUGAGCUUGACAAAAAUCCAAAACCAACAGCAGAAGAGGUUGCUACGGUGCAUAGUCAGUUUGUUGUAUCACUUCAAGAUCUUUUUGAAUGGUACAAAGCUUGUGCUGGAUAUCCAAACCUUGAGUUGAGAAUUGUCUGA
This is a messenger RNA of Arachis ipaensis, 1161 nucleotides long. Its product is annotated as diacylglycerol O-acyltransferase 2D-like. The record is from RefSeq and is a predicted model, not a curated record. Gene Ontology annotation, cellular component: endoplasmic reticulum membrane. Gene Ontology annotation, molecular function: diacylglycerol O-acyltransferase activity. Lineage: Eukaryota; Viridiplantae; Streptophyta; Magnoliopsida; Fabales; Fabaceae. Gene Ontology annotation, biological process: triglyceride biosynthetic process.